Rhipicephalus sanguineus (brown dog tick) is the source of this 445-nucleotide messenger RNA. RefSeq lists its product as uncharacterized. Bases 16 to 327 code for a protein of 103 amino acids. Lineage: Eukaryota; Metazoa; Arthropoda; Arachnida; Ixodida; Ixodidae. The record is from RefSeq and is a predicted model, not a curated record. The transcript has 4 exons.
GAUAUCAGUAAAUUAAUGUGUUUUGAACCAGGUGCUGAUAAGGACCAGAUGGUGACCGAAUUCAUGAGCACUAUCGUGUGCGCGAUGAGGAAAUUACCCGUGCUAAACGUUCGGCUAAUGCUGAAGAUGCUCCUCUGCAGAGUCAUGGCAUGGCUCAUCGAGUUUCUACGAGUCAGAGACUUCAACACGAUGAAGAGGGUGGUAGAGGCGUUUCACGCGUUUGGGAACUGUCACAAAUACUAUCCUAUGAACCCGAAAGCAGAGAGAAGACUCCUCCCCGAGACAGAAUUUCAUCCGAAUGACACAAGACGCAAACUAUUGCAGUGAACAGUUGGCCUCACUGGACUCGUAAUAAUUUACUCCAAUAUGCAAACAGCUCGCGUUCUUCGUCAAGAGAGGCACACUCUCGUCAGAACGUACACUUCCACAGGUGUUUCUCUACGAA